ACGACACCUUGUUGUCUCCUACUUCUAACACGCUUCCGACGCCUGCUUAACCAGUCCUUCGGUGCCCUCUGCACGUGGUUGUUGGUUCCUUGCAUUUCGUUUGGCAUGUCUUCGUAUCAGAACAUGGAGGCUGGAGGCGUGGAGAAGGGUCCGCAUACAGAGCUGCAGACAGCUCUUCCGCGACCGCAGAGCUACGACGACGAAGAUGCGGGUGAUACCUAUCAUGAUUCUAUCAAAGGACAUACGAAGAAUGAUCAACUGAACAUGUCGCGCAUGGGCAAGGUCCAGGAGCUACGAAGAAACUAUCGGCCGUUGUCUGCUCUAGCCUUUACGGUCAUUAUCCAAGGCACAUGGGAGGUUCUAAUGACUGCGACUUACCAAGGUCUCGUCGAUGGAGGUCCUGCAGGUCUCAUCUGGUCAUACAUCUGGACCUUCUUUGGAUUCUUCUUCGUCAUGGCCUCGUUGGCUGAGAUGGCUUCGAUGGCACCUACCGCGGGUGGGCAGUACCACUGGGUUUCCGAAUUCUCGCCUCCGAGCAUUCAGAAGCCUGUGAGCUAUUUCAUCGGCUGGAUGUCCACGCUAUCUUGGCAAGCCGGCACCGCCUCGGGCCCCUUCCUCGUAGGGACGCUUAUCCAAGCCUGUGCCAUCGUCAUGUAUCCCACCUACGAACCCACAAACUGGCAAGGCACUCUGAUGGUCAUUGCGGUCACGAUCCUUGUCUGGGUCUUGAACAUUUGGGGUUCCAAGGCAAUGCCGGUAUUCCAAAACAUCAUGCUGAUGGUACACGUCUUCGGGUUCUUGGUCAUCAUCAUUGUGCUUUGGGUGCUCUCGCCUAGGGCUACGGCUAAGGUUACAUUCACUCAAUUCACGAAUGGUGGUGGCUGGAACUCUAUGGGUCUGGCUUUGAUGGUUGGGCAGAUUUCAGCGAUCUAUGCUUGCAUCUGCUCUGACGCUACCGCCCACAUGGCUGAAGAAGUCAAAGACGCGGGCAAGACCGUGCCUCGCGCUAUGCUUGGAAGCUACCUUCUCAACGGCGCUCUCGGCCUCGUCUUCCUCGUCUCGUACAUGUUCAUGAUGACAGAUGUGGAGACGGCUCUCGAGGAUGCCACGGGCUAUCCGCACAUCUGGGUCUUCAACCAGCUGCGCAACGUAUCCCCCGGUGGCGUCGUCGCGCUCAACGUCAUUCCUACAGUCCUCAUCUUCGCGGGUACGCUAAGCUUCAACCUGUCUACUUCGCGACAGACGUGGGCUUUGGCGCGAGACAAGGGGUUGCCGUUUAGCGGAUGGAUCGGCAAGGUCGACCCGAAGCUGCAUGUUCCGGCCAAUGCUGUUACGGUGACUUGCAUCAUUACCGUCGCGCUGUCGCUCAUCAACAUCGGAUCAGACGUCGCUUUCAACGCAAUUAUCUCCCUCAACGUCGUCUCGCUCAUGAUCACCUACGUAUUCAGCAUCGGCGCUGUCCUGUACCGGCGCAUCUACCACCCCGAGCUGCUCCCGCGCUGCCGCUGGUCGCUCGGCCGCUGGGGCGUACCCAUCAACACAUUUGGCCUGCUCUAUGCUCUGCACGCUUUCUUCUGGAGCUUCUGGCCUAAUGCGACGCCGGUGACGAAGGAGGACUUUAACUGGGCGGUUGUUAUGUUUGUGGGCGUAGGUGUGUUGUGUAUGAUGGAUUAUGUGGUCAGGGGGAGGAAGCAGUAUAAGGGUCCGGUUGUGUUGGUGGAGGGAUGGAAAGGGGAGUAAAGGAGUGGAAUGAGUGAGAGGAGAUAGGCUGGAGUAGUGUAU
This is a messenger RNA of Trematosphaeria pertusa, 1782 nucleotides long. Its product is annotated as GABA permease-like protein. Gene Ontology annotation, molecular function: transmembrane transporter activity. Gene Ontology annotation, cellular component: membrane. Gene Ontology annotation, biological process: transmembrane transport. Bases 106 to 1740 code for a protein of 544 amino acids. Lineage: Eukaryota; Fungi; Ascomycota; Dothideomycetes; Pleosporales; Trematosphaeriaceae. The transcript is spliced from 6 exons. The record is from RefSeq and is a predicted model, not a curated record.